AUGCCUCAAUUCUACAAUCCGCCCUCUAGCCUGGUCGACAUCAGCAUUUACACACCGAUCAGAGCGGCCGUGGCGGCCAACACUGCAACCUCCGGAUGUACGGGAAAUGACAGACCCCAACGUUACCCAUCGAAUCGUACAACAUGUAAGGCCGACAUAGUGUAUAAUAGGACUGACGAAGCGUUGCAAAAGGAGCUAGAGGCCGAGUCAUGUCUAUUUGGGAAUUCCUGUGGGGCCAACGAGAGAGCUGUACAGGACAAGUUCUUCGGCAUCGGUGGGACAAAACACUUUCUCACCUUGGACAAGACAGGAUGCUUUAUGAAUGAAUCUUUCUGUACCCCAGAGCUUGUUUCUCGGUACAACCCGAUUAAAAAAUGGAUGAGGAGCAAUGCGUGCAGAACUGGGCUAUCACUGUAUGACCCUGCUUACGACCCUGACGAAGACUGCUGUGGCUGGUGUACGCUAGAAGGAGGGAAAGUAGAUGUCUUUUACUGGCCGGAUCCUGAAGCGGACACGUCUUGCUUGAGCAUUAUUGGUGAUAACUUGCCUAUUGAUUACGGAGCAACGACAGGUAAAUCAGGCGCAGUGUACUGGGGCUGUACCUCUCUGAUUAAUGACGACCCUUGGAGUGAGAGAAACGGACAAUAUGAGACCGCUACGACUGCCAGACUAUGGUCGACCGAUUCGCUGCUCGGUGUUGGGUUUUCCACCAAGAAAUACGAACUCGAUCCCUAUGCGGACUCGAAGUCGUUCUCGCUGUGGUGUGGAGAUGACACGAGAAUGCCCGCGUAUAAUCCUGUCACUUCGAAAAAGCAGAGAUGGAUUCCAUCACCAGGAGACCCGUAUCGCCCUUUGAUUGGGUUACCGAAGCAUCUUGCAGGUCUCAAUGAUUGGUUCGCGGGAUGUGACAAAGGCCUAUUUCAAGCUUUUGAUCCGCCUCGCAGUCUCGAGCCUGCACCUACUAUGGCAGCUAACGAUCCUGGUCAGAAUGACAAGGCUCCUGCACCCGCAAAAAUGGUUGCGCCGGACUUACCAGAGCAGACAAAAGCGAAAGAACAAGCACAGGUAAUGGUGCCAGAAUCGGUCAAUAUCGCGAAGCAUACUCCAACACCAGCAGCUGUAGAUACUCAAAAGAAGGCUGAGAACCCUCCAGCUACUCAGCAACCUAGCCUCGAACAAAAGACGGGAGAUGACCCAAAAGCAGGCGGGCAAGAUCCCAAUGGGAAAGACGGAAGUGCAAAAUCCAACGGCGCUAACAACGCAAAAGCACCAUCAGAUGCCCCAAACAAGCAAAAUGGUGGCACACCUAGCAAGCCGUCUGGUGGGGGGGAUCAAGACCCCUCAGCUCUUGCCAAUGAUCCACUCGACCCAGCUGAGCAGAACAAACCGAAAGAUGCAGGUCCAGAGAGCAAAGGUGCAAAUACAGCUUCGUCAGAGCAUCCACAGCAAUAUUCGUCAGCGGGGUCACAGACAGGCAACGAUGUCAAGAACGACAUAUUACCAGAUCCAGCACCAUCUUCAUCAGGGUAUACGCAAGACUCAAACAAGCAAUCGCCGCCUAUAAGCCCAAAUUCGGACAAACCCGCCGGUGAUGGUGUCUCCUCAAACCCAGCGGAUGUAGCAGGUCAAGGCUCGUCGUAUUAUGGAAAUCAGGAGCCAAACGCUCAAGAAAAGGACCCACAGAGUCAAAAACAUGGUGGAGAUAAUCAAGAACCUCAAAAAGCAUCAGGAUCUGCUGCCCAAGAUUCACCGGCCAUUGACCCUGACAAUGCCUCCUCAGAACAAAUGGCUCAGAUCCACGAUGCUCUUGCAGCAAGCUCAUCAAGUCCACCAACCUCUCCACCAAAGAAGGCAACCCAGGAACAGACAGACGGGAGUGAGCAGCAGCAUCAAAAUAUUCAAGCAGAGAGUAAUGGCCCUGUAGGGCUAGGGCCAAAUAGUAAGGUCCAGCAAGACAAUCCGCAAAACAGUCAACAAUCAGUGCCUGGCCUGGAUGCACCUACAACAGAUAACGAGCCCACCACAAACUCAGCUCAGAAUGCUCGACCUUUCCAGAUUGGCCAGCAGGGAGAUAACAAAGACUCUUCCCCAGCUGGAUCAGGAGGCUCUGUAAGUUCAGCAAAUCAGAUAAGUCAAGACCAACAACAAGCGAAGGAUGAUAGUCAAUCCUCAAUGGAACCCCAAGAGCCACAAUCAGGUAGCAAUCAACCAGCGAAGCCAACGCAGAAGGACCAAACCAUGCAAGAUAAUAAUUUCCAUGGAGAGGACACUCAUUCUCCUCCCGUCGGCUUAGGGGAUCCUGUAAAUCCAAAUGAUCAGACAAACAAAAAUCAACAAUCGCCGCAAGGCAACAAGCAAUCGUCAAGCGACUUCCAGGAGCCACAAGCGGGGAGCAACUCUCCUAAUGAUGUCUCGCAGAAUGAUGUAAAUUCUCAACAUAAAUCGCCCGCAGGAGAUGGACAACCUCAGUCAUCCACCGCAAAAGGGCAACAAAGUGACCCACUUCUUAAUGGAGAGCCUGAUGAAGGAACAUCCGGUUCAAACACCGGUCCUUCGGAAGACGAUCCUUCGCAAUUGAAUUAUCCCAAGCAGCCUCACAACACUCCAGCUACGGCUUCCCAAGCCUUUGCCUUCAUACCCUUUGGUGCAACAACAACCAUCGCUUCACAUCCCAUGAUCCCACUACCGAACCGUCAAGGGAUUUCUAUUGCGGGUAUGACUCUUUCGCCCCAGGCUCCUGUUAUCACUAUUUCGGGUACAGAGAUAUCUGUGGGGAGAUCAGCCAUCGUGAUCGGUGGAAGUAGCGUGCAGUAUGCGGCUGCUCCAGAUAGAGUUGCGAAGACUACUGAGACUACAGGUGCAAGUGCUAGCGCUGGCGCUGGUGAAAGUGCUGAACCAAUGAGUGACGCGGGGCUGAUUGUAGGAACCAGUCAAUUUGUAGGUGGUCUGGUCAUGGGUGGACUUCAAGGCCCAACACCUACUGCGUCCACUCGAUGGUCGAAAUUUGCAAACCAUUCAUCGAGCGCUUUAUCAUCCGCGGGUUUACCAAUUACUUCGAGCAAUGCCUCGAUCACUAUGACAGAUACUGGAACCACAUCAACGGUGGAAAAUAAACCAAGUGUGUUCACAACGGCGCCAUUCAAAUCGGCAGGAUGCUCUCGAGAAGUAAUGGAGUGUUCUCUGCGGAAGCUGAGACUGGUGAUUGGCACCCUAGCAUUAUCAUUUGUAAUACUGUGA
Molecule: messenger RNA, 3237 nt
Organism: Bacidia gigantensis
Lineage: Eukaryota; Fungi; Ascomycota; Lecanoromycetes; Lecanorales; Ramalinaceae
Exons: 2
Coding region: 1-3237 (1078 amino acids)
Source: RefSeq, a predicted model, not a curated record